AUGCAACAUUCCAAGCUAAUUGCUCAUUACAGAGAUGUUCAUUUGCAGACAGAUUUACCAUUUUGUAGAGAGUUGGGGUCAUCAUUUCUCCUCCAGAAAACCAUAAAGAACACUUCACUGAAAUUGUUGGAUGCUUUUGUUGAUUCUGUUUUCGAAUUUGUGGAACAGCCAUUGCUUCCGUCUCAGAGCAACUUUGCUCCGGUUGAUGAAUUAAAGAGAGCUGUUAUUGUCACCGCCAUUGAAGGGCAGAUUCCACAUAGUUUCUCCGAGGGUGUCUACAUCAGAAAUGGUAUUCUUGGCUGCUGUGUAAUUGCAGGACCAAAUCCAUUAUUUGGUGGAUUAAAAUCAACAAAUUCAAUGUUUGGGAGGUCAAGUAACAUUUGGGUAGAAGGAGAAGGAAUGGUUCAUGUUUUGUAUUUUGACAAAGCCAGUGAUGGAGGCUGGACUAUUCUCUACAAUAACCGACAUGUCGAAACCGAAACAUUCAAGCUCGAAAAUGAACGAAACAAACCAUGUUUUCUUCCUGCAAUAGAAGGAGAUUCAGCAGCUGUAUUAUCAGCUUUCUUUUUCAAUCAGCUGAGAUUUGGAAAAGUGAACAAAUACCUAAGCAACACCAGUGUAUUUGAGCAUGCAGGCAGAUUUUUCUCGGCUGCUGAAAAUCACAUUCCUCAAGAAAUUGACAUUUUUACCCUUGAAACCUUAGGCAAUUGGGAUGUUAAUGGAUCCUGGAAUCGACCUUUCACUAGCCACGCAAAGAGAGCUCCGGAUAGUGGGGAGCUGGUAAUAAUGGGAGUCGACGCAACAAAACCUUUCAUGGAAUUAGGAGUAGUUUCUGCUGAUGGGAAAAGAUUAGUUCAUAAAGUGGAUCUAAAACUUAACAGAUGCACCCUUUCGCAUGAUAUUGGAGUUACUCAAAGGUACAAUGUGAUCUUAGAUUUCCCAUUAACCAUAGACAUUCACCGGCUAAUUAAGGGAGGCCCGUUAAUUCAAUAUAACAAGGAAGACUACUCAAGGAUAGGAAUAAUGCCUCGCUAUGGUGAUGCAAACUCAAUCAAGUGGUUUGAAGUAGAACCCAGUUGCACAUUUCACGUCUUUAAUUGCUUCGAACAUGGCGAUGAGAUAGUAGUGUGGGGUUGUAAGGCUCUUGAUUCGGUCAUACCAGGACCUGAAAUGGGAUUAAAUAAAUUUGAAUGGUUUUCAAGAAGGUUUAGGCCAAAACAAUCAUCAUUAUCAGGUGAAGCAAAUAGUAAUAGUAAUAGUAAUGGUAAUGAAGAAGGAUUGUUGUUCAGUCGGUGUCAUGAAUGGAGAUUAAACAUGCACACCGGAGAGGUUAAGGAGCGAUAUCUAAGCGGAACUCGAUUCUCCAUGGACUUUCCAAUCAUCAAUCCAGAUUAUACUGGUCUCAAAAAUAAAAUUGGCUAUACACAAGUGCUUGACUCUGAGGCUAGUUCUAUUUCAGGCAUGGCAAAAUAUGGAGGUCUAGCCAAAUUGUACUUUGAAGAGCCACACAACAAGUCCACUUUGAUAGAUGACCAAGUUGAUGAGGUGCUAAGAGUAGAGUACCAUAAAUUUGAGAAGAAUACCUUCUGCACUGGAGCUGCUUUUGUACCUAAAGUUGAUAGCCUUGAAGAAGAUGAUGGUUGGCUCAUUACAUUUGUUCACAAUGAAGAUACUAAUGUGUCUCAGGCUUAUAUAGUGGACUCGAGAAACUUCAGUGGUGAAGCUGUUGCCAAAAUCACAUUGCCCUGCAGAGUUCCAUAUGGGUUCCAUGGAGUUUUUAUGCCAGUCCAAUUGCCAAAUUUGACAUCAUAACUUAUGAUUCGUAUCAAGUUCAUUUUAUUAAUUCCAAACUUUGUCAAUUGUUAUCUGAGUUGUAAAAGAUAUCAAAAGAAUACUUUGUGAUUAGCUCGAUGCAAAAAGUAUCAGUAGAUUAAGUAUUGAUAAAUCUAUGUGAAUACUAAUACUUUAUUUUAAUUGAUAUGAUAUUUGUUUUUUA
Messenger RNA from Mercurialis annua (annual mercury), 1996 nucleotides. Its product is annotated as carotenoid 9,10(9',10')-cleavage dioxygenase 1-like. The transcript has 13 exons. Gene Ontology annotation, biological process: carotene catabolic process. Bases 1 to 1812 code for a protein of 603 amino acids. Gene Ontology annotation, cellular component: chloroplast stroma. The record is from RefSeq and is a predicted model, not a curated record. Gene Ontology annotation, molecular function: carotenoid dioxygenase activity. Lineage: Eukaryota; Viridiplantae; Streptophyta; Magnoliopsida; Malpighiales; Euphorbiaceae.